UGAAAGAGAGCGCGGAAAUUUGAUAGUCAACAAAUACGGCGAAAGAAAACAUUAGUUCUCACUGGUUUUAUACUUUAUUAGAUAAAAAUAUAGUCAAACGUGUUUAGUGGUCAGAACAUUAUCGCUUUAAACCGCCGUCUGAGCUAAAAUGAGAACUUUAGAGGAGGUUCAGGCCACACUGCAGAUCGCCAAACUGAAAGAGGAGGAUCUACAGAAAACAAUCCACUGUCUGACAUUUGGGGAAAAUGUUUCAUCUGCAGAUUACUGCCUGAUGGAGCUGGACGACACACUGUGCAAACAUAUAGAAGCUGGUCAAAGUCUGGUGAUUCGGGGAGAUAAAGAUGAGCAUGCAGUGCUUUGUAGUGGUGACAAAACCUAUGAUCUUAAAAUAGCGGAUACUUCAAACCUGCUGCUGUUUGUACCAGGAUGCAGAACACCAGACCAACUUAGUAACAGCCAGGACAGCUCUCAGGUGGUGCACGCUCAGAUCUGGGGAUUUUGCAACAGCUACUGGGAACUGAGGAGACAGCGUCCUAAACUGAAGAAACUGACUAAGCUUUUACUGGAGAACCCUUAUGAAGGACCUGCUUUAGGAGGGCAGGAGGAGAACACAGAGAACAGGUAUACAAUGGAGGAUCUGUUGGAGAGGAUCCAGGCCAGUGAAGAGGAGAUAAAGACCCAUUUAGAGACCAUCCAUGCCUGUCAGAUAGAUGGCUAUUGGCGCGUGCUGGACUUUGACUAUGAGAUGAAAUUGCUCGGCCAUGUGACUCAGCUGGUGGAUUCAGAGUCGUGGUCCUUCAACGAGGUUCCCCUUCAAACGAGUCUGGAAGAGUUAGCCCCACUGGAGCCCAAAGAGAUGAUCGAGCACUGUUUGAACUGCUAUGGGAAACGUUAUACUGAAAACGAUGAAGUGUUUUACACAUUACACGAGGAUAAAGUCUGUCGGGGCAUAGCGCUAAUGCUGCUGCAGAACGCUGUCAAGUUCAAUCUGAAGGAGUUUCAGGAGGUCUGGCAGCAGAGUGUCCCAGAUGGCAUGAACACAAGCCUGGACCAGCUAAAGAGUGUUGCCCUGGUGGACCGCAUGUCCCGUCCAGAGACCAUCUGCCUGCUGCGGGUGGAGGAUCUCCCAGAGGACACACUGGAGCGCUUCAACCACCUCUUCAUACUCAGAGAGAAAUGGACAGAAGAGGACAUCACGCCAUACAUACAAGAUCUGUGUGGAGAGAAACAGACCACCGGAGCCCUCUUGACCAAAUAUGCUCGAUCUUCAAUGCAAAAUGGGAUCAAGGUAUUCAACUCCAGAAGGCCCGUGGCUACAUGAACAUGUCUGCUGUCAAGCAGUGAAUUUACAGAUUGAAAUUAAUGUGGUUAUGUUUAUUCCCAGUGUGACUUCUGCAAAUGUCAAAAUUAUUUUACUCAUAAUUGUCCUUUGUCUGUAUUUGUCAAUCAACUGUCGUAAAGAAUUAUUACAAAUAACCGUAUAAAAUUGUUGAAAAUGUUAAAAAGUUGCUGUCACUAAAACCAAACUUGAUCACUGAUAUUUCAGUUUUUAUUUUGUCUGUGAAAAAUACUUUGUGCAGGUAAUAAAACAAGUUGGCUGAUCGAGGCUUUGUUGAAGCUUCAACACCUGAUUCAAAAAAAUGGUUCAUUACCUGAAGCUUCAAUGACACAGUGCUCGAAUAGGACAUCUAGUGGUCAAUGAAAUGAAGUGCCAUCAAGAUGUGUUGGUUCAUGGUUUGGGAUCUGAUUCGCCAUGCACAUUCUUGUUCGACUACACUGCAUGUUUGUAUGGUUUCACGCUGACACAAU
This is a messenger RNA of Toxotes jaculatrix (banded archerfish), 1809 nucleotides long. It is a transcript of the gene dscc1, whose product is annotated as DNA replication and sister chromatid cohesion 1. Bases 149 to 1321 code for a protein of 390 amino acids. Gene Ontology annotation, cellular component: chromatin; chromosome, centromeric region; nucleus. Lineage: Eukaryota; Metazoa; Chordata; Actinopteri; Toxotidae. The record is from RefSeq and is a predicted model, not a curated record. Gene Ontology annotation, biological process: maintenance of mitotic sister chromatid cohesion; mitotic sister chromatid cohesion. The transcript has 9 exons.